Molecule: messenger RNA, 4440 nt
Organism: Passer domesticus (house sparrow)
Lineage: Eukaryota; Metazoa; Chordata; Aves; Passeriformes; Passeridae
Gene: MAK
Product: male germ cell associated kinase
Exons: 15
Coding region: 1144-3093 (649 amino acids)
Biological process (GO): intraciliary transport; cilium assembly; protein phosphorylation
Cellular component (GO): cilium; cytoplasm; nucleus
Molecular function (GO): ATP binding; protein serine/threonine kinase activity
Source: RefSeq, a predicted model, not a curated record
UCCCUCUCUGGAGACAUUCCAAACCCACCUGGAUGUGCACCUGUGUCACCUGCUUUAGGUCACCGUACCUAGGCAGGGAGUUUGGAUUAGGUGAUAACCAUAGGUCCCUUCUGACCAUAAUGAUUCUUCAACCCUAUGGUCCCUUCAACCAUAACGUGUUUUAUUGAAACUUACAGUGGUGCGGGUGCUGAAAGAUGAGUGGUUCAUAUUGCUCCUGAAUGCUGCCCAAGACUGGAGUCUUGAAGUUCCAGCAGCACUGAAACCACUGUUAUGCUGAAACUUGCUGUACCGUGUUAUGGGAAGGGGUUUCAUGCGGGUAGGAAAUGGUAGGCUUGCUGGCAUGGUGGUAAUCUGCUGAAAGAGUUGGUGUGAAUAAUUUUGGUUUGAAACCAAAACUAGUUUGGAGCAAAACAGGGGAAAAUACUUAGAGCAAACUGGAGUUCUUAAUUUGAUAUACCCCAUCCUGAAUGCCUGAUACACACAAGUGGAAUAAUAUAUUAGAUUUUUAAGGGACUUAAAAAAAAAUUAAGGCAGUCUGUUUCAAAGCACCAGUAUUUAUUGUCAAUGUUACUGACUUCUUUCUUGCAGCUGAGUGUCGUGUUUUUAAAUAACUGCUGGUAUUUGAUUAGAGUAAUGGAUUUGAGGUUAAUCUCAAGAACUGGAUCCACCAUCAUGGGACCUGAUUACUGGCAGCUUUAGUAAUAUACAUUCACUACCAAGAAGGCUCUUGUAGGAAAAUUCGUUUGUUGUUUUGUGGUUGGAUUUGGUUUUGAAUUUGUUUUGGUUUUUUACUUUUAAAAUCAGUGUCAGCAUACAUUCAGUGCUGUGCAAUACUGCCAGUUCUGAUCAUUGAGAACAGUACUGUGCCACGCAAACAGUUUGGUGAUUUCAUCAGUUACUGUAAACAGGGAUCUGUGUGAGAAUGACCAUGUUCUUCUGUCUCCCAUUCUUCAUAACUGGAUCUCAAAGCAGCUAUAGUUUGGAAGAGAACAGUGAAUAUCCUGCAUAGUUAUGAGAAACAUUCACCAGCGUAAAACAGUCUGGAAGAUUUCUCUUAAGAAAAUCAAAGAGCACAGAACCCUUUAAUAAAACAGAAUAUAUUUAGCAUUUUGUUAGCUUCUGGCUGUCUGAGUUGUAAAAAAAAUGAAUCGUUACACAAUUAUGAAACAACUGGGUGAUGGCACCUAUGGCAGCGUGUUGAUGGGGAAGAGCAAUGAGUCAGGAGAACUUGUGGCUAUCAAAAGAAUGAAAAGAAAGUUCUAUUCAUGGGAUGAAUGUAUGAAUUUGAGAGAAGUCAAGUCUCUGAAGAAGCUAAACCAUGCCAAUGUAAUAAAAUUGAAGGAAGUCAUACGAGAAAAUGACCACCUUUAUUUUGUAUUUGAGUACAUGAAGGAAAAUCUCUAUCAGCUAAUGAAGGAUAGAAACAAGUUUUUCCCUGAGUCAGUCAUCAGAAAUAUGAUGUAUCAGAUAUUGCAAGGGCUGGCUUUCAUCCACAAACACGGAUUUUUUCAUAGGGAUAUGAAGCCUGAAAACCUUCUUUGUAGUGGACCAGAACUUGUGAAAAUUGCAGAUUUUGGGUUGGCUAGAGAACUAAGAUCUCAGCCACCUUACACAGAUUAUGUUUCUACCAGGUGGUACCGUGCUCCUGAAGUUUUGCUGAGAUCUUCUGUCUAUAGCUCACCUAUUGAUAUAUGGGCAGUUGGCAGCAUAAUGGCUGAGGUAUACACACUCAGACCUCUUUUCCCAGGCACAAGCGAAGUAGAUGAAAUCUUCAAAAUUUGCCAAGUCCUAGGGACUCCAAAGAAGAGUGACUGGACAGAAGGAUACCACCUUGCUUCUGCCAUGAAUUUCCGUUUCCCACAAUGUGUCCCUAUAAGCCUAAAAACUCUCAUCCCAAAUGCAAGCAAUGAAGCAAUACAGCUUAUGAGUGAUAUGCUGAACUGGAAUCCAAAGAAGAGACCUACAGCAAGCCAGGCUUUGAAGUACCCUUACUUUCAAGUUGGCCAAAUUUUAGGACCUCCUCCACAGUAUCUGGAGAAGCAGACUCCUGUUAAACCAGUUCAGCCAACGGAGCCAAAGCCAUCUUUACCUAAACUGGAAGCUAAGCCAGAACCUCUGUCUUCACCUGAUUUACCUGACAAAACGCAGCCACAGUCCUUGCCAAAGGUUAACCACCAGCCUCUCCAGCAAAUUCAGUUGCCUCAGAAUACAGCUAACCAGCAAGUACCAAAGCAGCAGCAGCCACAGGCACAACCAUUUUUUCCAGUUAUCAAUAAAAACUCAUCGCCUAAACAAGCAGCUAGUGGCCCUCUGAAUGGUGUACUAGGUCCUAAAAACUGCAGAAGACGGUGGGGUCAGACUUUGGUAAAGGCUGUGGAUAGCUGGGAUGACUUGGAUGACCCAGAAUUUGGAAUGUCAUCUUCAAAGAAGCCUAGCAUUGCACUGUUAAAAGAAAAGAAAAACAAGGAAUUUCUUUUUAGUGUGCCAGAAUCAAAAGCUUCACGCUGUAUCCAGCCAGGAGGGGAAAACAAGACUCUGAUGAGAAAUGAUUCUGAAAGAUCAAAUACAUCAGCAAAAGAUUACUAUAUAAACCAAUCAAGAUAUCUGCCUGGUGUAAAUCCAAAGAACGUCUCUUUAGCAGCAGUUAAUAAAGGAUCACAUGGAACCUGGAACAACCAAUUGUUUGCUAAAUCACUGGCAAAUGCUGGGGGAGGGUUGACUUACAGCAGAAAUACUACAGAUGAGAACUUAAUUACACCUAUUGAAAAGCUGUCAUGCAAAGAAAGAUUGAAUGAAAAAUUAGAAGAUCCAAAAGGAAAUCCUGGCUUUGUAAGUAGUGGUGCUUACAACCCAAUGGGACUAUACACCUCUUCCUUCCAUAAAAAAGAAGUUGGAUCAGCUGGACAACGGAUACAGCUAGCACCUCUUGGUGCACCUGUAGCGGAUUACUCCUGGAAAAACAAAGCUGCUCGUCCUCCAUUACCAGGUCCUACUUUCAAUGCAAAAAACAUGAGUGUCUUUACUCGCCCCACAACAAUUCAGCGAGUACAUGGGAGAACAGACUGGGUGGCCAAAUAUGGAGGAAACAGAUAGAAAACAGCAUCCUGUGUGGAUAUUACAUGCUCUGUGUUCAGUUCUCCUGAUCUUGAGAACCUAAAAAGCCUAUUUGCUCCAGCUUCUCCUAAGACUAUGCAACAGUAAAGAAGGAAAGAAGACUUUGUGUUCUAUUAUUUGUAUAGUACAUAUAACACCAUGGAAAAUACUGGCUGUAAAGUAGGGUUUAAUGAAGUCUUGUACAACACAUAUUGCCAAAACUGAGACGUAGAUUUCACAUGAUGUUUUCUAUAGAAAGAUCUCCUCCUACUCUUUGGAACAACUAGGGUUAGGGUUGUUCAUCCAGUGCAACAUCUGCUGAUGGGAUGUGCUUGAAGCACACAAGCAGCACAAAGAAGGGCUGAAGCAGAGCAGCACCAGGCUUCCAGGUGUUAGGCUGGUUCCUCAGCUUUUCCAUCUGGCUUUGUGAAGAUUCAGGAUUUCAAGGAUUUCAGAACUCACUUGUAACUAAGAGUUACUCAGGGUCUGUAAGGUAUAAAUAUUCAUGUAGCAAUGAGGACUGAAACCCUUGUAGUAGGACAGAGGCAAUCCACUCAUAGAUACACAAGGAAGGCCUAGAAAUCUAGCUGACAGAGGGCUGUUGAAUGAUAAAGCAAUAUUGGAAAAUAGCUAAACAAGUACUGAAUACUACUUACCAAGCUUACCAAUACUAUUUACCAAGUGAAGCCUAACAAUCAGAUUCUGCUGUUUUAAUUAACUUAUUGCCAUUUUUGGUCAAAGAUCUGCAGAGAUUUAUCUCUGUCCUGUCAAGGGAGUGUCACAGUGAUCUUUUAAAGAGCCUAAAUGACUGCAGUCAUUUUAAGGGUGAAUUAGCCAAAAAUGCCUAAAUUAUCACUAAAUUCAUGUUCCUACAUGUCUUUACUGGGUGAUCAGACUAAACUACAGAGUUUGAAUAGGCUGCAUGAGGAAGACUGUUGGUCUGUUCUUCAAAGACAUUGCUUUCUGUUUUAGAUCUUAAAAGCCAACUUAGGUACCUGAAAGCACAGACAAAACUUUAAUAAUUCAGUAUGUCACUGUUUAUAUGUUCAUUCAGUACUUUCCCCAGCUUUUAUGCUAACUUUUAUAAUAAUAUUGCCCAAAGGACUUUGCAAUAUAGAGUGAUUUUUUUAUUAGGAUCUUGAGCUGGGCUACUUCUGUUAAUAACUACAUUUAGAAUAAAUGCUUUAGACUUUAUAGUAACAUUAAACUUGCCCUUUUAAAGUAAAAACUGAGUAUGCUCUUUAAAGAUGUAAACUUGUUAAUGAUGACUUCAAGCAUUUUUUUGAAAAUAAAUUUAUUUGUAUGGCUUUUAUAAAUGGAUAUUAAAAUUUAAACUCCUUUUGUUGA